AAAACAAGAAACACUUUAAAGAGCAUGGCUAAAUUCGUGUUAAUCUGCUUGUUUUUUCAUGUAAAAAAACUGAAGAACUAAAUGUAAUCAACAAACAUAAAUUAAAAUUCAAUGUCAACGUGCGUGUUAGUGCUAGUGCCACCUCUCGACCGGACCGACUCCUUCGUCCUCGUCUUGUUGCUUUGGCUUUCGUCGCUCGAACUUUAACCGAAAGAAGAGCUACAGGCAAACUUUCGCGACCAUGAAAACCUUUGACUUUGAUAACAAAGAGCGCGUAUAUGUAAUCUACGAAAUGAAAUCAGCACAAGGAGAGGACAUUGUAAAACUGUAAAACCGUAAUCAAAGAAGUUUGAACAAUAAUUUAACUCAAAGCAAAGGUCAGCUAGAGAAAAUGUGCAUAAAAAAUUGCGGCGACAUCAAAUUCCGGAAAAGCAAAGGUGAAGAAAUCGGCAAUGACGCUGGAAAGAAUAACGUCAUCCACGCAUCGUCCUCCGACUUUGAAUAUAUUAAACUUCAGCUACAGUUGCAGUCCAAGCUCAACAAGCCAAGGCAAAAAGGAUCGAAAUUGCCCAACUUCAGGAUUAUUAUGUGUUGUUGCUACUUAAUUAUCAUGGUCCUGAUAAUUUAA
This is a messenger RNA of Drosophila serrata, 628 nucleotides long. RefSeq lists its product as uncharacterized. The record is from RefSeq and is a predicted model, not a curated record. Lineage: Eukaryota; Metazoa; Arthropoda; Insecta; Diptera; Drosophilidae.